Molecule: messenger RNA, 597 nt
Organism: Adineta steineri
Lineage: Eukaryota; Metazoa; Rotifera; Eurotatoria; Adinetida; Adinetidae
Source: the annotation of a GenBank genome assembly
AUGCAAGGAUUGACCGAACGAGAUGUGGAGUUUAUUGUCGAAGAGGCUAUUAUCAAAAAACAAUGCAAACAACUUAAACUAAAUCAGACGAAAUUAAAAUCACCAAGUGCUUUCAUCUUAGCUAAUGUAUUAAGCAAUAAUGAUAACAUUUUGCAAGAACUUUCUUUAUAUGGUAAUCGCAUAGAUGAUGAAGGUGUUCAUUAUUUAGCUAAAGCAUUAUCAAUUAAUAAUAAUAAUCUGAAGAUAUUAGAUCUAACUAAAAAUGAAAUUACAAAUGUGGGUGCAAAAUAUCUUGCAGAAAUGAUUAAAACAAAUGAAACACUGACAACACUUUUAGUUGCCGGUAAUCUAAUAGGUAAUGGAGGUAUUCAAAUCUUAGCCAAUGCAAUACAAUAUUAUAGCAAAACUAUGAUAGAAUUUGAUUUCUGUACAAAUGAAUUAGUUAACGAUUCAAUUGUCGAUUCUCUUAUUCAAUUGAUUAAAUAUAGUCCAUCAUUGAAACAAUUAUCUUUAUUUAGAUGUAGUUUAUCUCAAAAUAGCAAAGAUAAACUUAUUAAAAUGCAAAAAAGAAAAGAAGAUUUCGUAUUACACGUAUGA